GAGCCGACGUCAAACACCCCACCACCAAGCACCACUCCCACUUCCACUCCACGUUUUGCAACCAACCAACCAACCAACCAUGAGCACAGCAGAAACUCCCCCCACUUCCGUUUCUGUUCCGGAAGGGUUAUCCGCGCUCCGGGAGGGCCUGAUAAAGCUGAAGCAGGACCGCACGACAUACGUGAAAUCGCACGACGUCGUGAAGUACUACGAUGAGCUCUGUGAGGACAUUUGGAAGAUCUACGACGUGGGGGAAUUCGAGAAGGGUUUUAAGGGCAAGGAGGGAUUAACGGAGGGGCAGACCAUAGGUAUAUAGCCUAUUCUCGCCUCCCGCCCCUCAGCCCGGAUCGGGGCGGUGAUAGUUAAGCUUUCAAUGCCGGCUGACAGGUGAAUGGCCAGAACGCGAGUUGGCAGAAGAUUGCUUCAUGUUGAUUUCACUGUUCUUCCUCACCGUCGGGAGGAAUAAUGAUCCUCCAGCUGUGUACGUGCACCUCGUCGGAUGGUACCAUAUUGACGCACUGAUGGAAUUUGAAGUUAUGCUCCAAGCAUCAUUAUCAAAGUAAGUCAUCUCCAGUUGCAUCCCUCCCGUUCUCCCCCCCCUUCUGUUAUCUAUACAUCUAUGUAUCCAGGCACGUAGACUAACUUUCUUCUUUCCUAUCAAAAAGCGCCUUUUAGAACAUCUCGCCGAGUCCGCCCACUAUUCGCAGAAGGAUCUAGAACCAAUAGAGCAGACACUCAAUAAUAUGCAUGAAAACGUCGAGCAGGGCCGCCCACUUUACAAUCCGUUAAUAAUUGCCAUGCUCCACGUCAAGAUUGUCGCUUGCCAGCAGUCCCUGAAGGUGCUGAAGGCUGCUCUAAGCUCUAUACCGCCAGAAUUAGCUCAUGUGCACCAAAGACUGGUGAGCUUGAGGCGGUGCAUUAGAGCCUGUGAGGCUAAGCCAAAGGUGGGUACUACCAGAGAUCGCUCCAACCAUGGCUAAUUGUUUAUGAUCGGGUUGGCUAGUUCUCUGUAUCAGAGGUCAUGGGCUAUUUGGCGACCAUCAAGGAGAUCGAUACCGCCCGAGUUGGUGGCAAGUUUGUUGCGGAGGAUGGCCCCAUUCCUUCUGGAGGACAGGGCAUCCUCGACGGGCUCCUGCAAACUUGUUAUUCAAUCAUUGAUGAAGCAUUGAAGAGGUUCGAUAUGUUGCGAGUAAUGGAUGGACAGAGGGAUUUUGCUGACGAUACGAGCUUUUCAGGCAGGGGGCUAUCGCACCUAGCCUCAAACCGUUGGCCGAGAAGUUGCUGCAGACGAAGUCCCAAUUGGAGAAACUAGAGUUGACCCAGGCGUGGUCACUGCGGGAAACCGAUCUCUACGACUUCUACAAGUUAGUUACUGAAAUUGAUGAAUCAAGGAGGGGCGGGAAAUUCCUGGAUUCUGAAGGGAACACGCCAGAGGAAGGGCAGACUGUAUGCCAUCAGCUACUCAUUUCAUUAGUUGGGAAUUGUGGUCCUAACAUUGGCAAAUUUAUACCCAGGCUUUGCUUUAUAUGGUUAGACGAUGCUAUGCACAUAUAUACAGCCUCAUCGGCUCGAGCGAGGCAAGUCGCCCCGCCAUAACCACAGGUUAUCUCUAACAGUCUUUCGAACAUAUAGCCCGUCAGCGAGGCACUGACACCGGUCUUCAACCAAUUGCAAACCGUACGACGUUGUCUCAAGGAGGUCCAGAAGUUUGGUAUUCAGGACGACAGAGAAUUGUACCCCUACAGCAUGAAGGUACGUAAAGCCCUUUAACCAACCUCACUUCUGAGUAUGGGGAGCACUCGACUUGGUAGCCUGGCCUAACCGGUCGACGACAUUAGUUGGCUUCAAUCGAGAACAUGAGGGUAGAUGGCAGGUUCAUGGUCGGGAACGAUAUCCCAGAAGGUCAAGGAAGAGUCAAUUCGUUGUUGGCUGAAUGCUUCGAAAUCUGUCACGAGCUUAGAACAAACGGCCAAACCGCUGGAGACCAAUGAUGUUAAGCGCCAAACCUGUCUGCACUCUUCCAGAGGGUUGAAGUUCGCCUCCACCUCUCUCUGCCUUUCACUUUACCCAGGUUUGAGUGUGAAUCAUGUGGAUGAUAACUUAAUGGUUGUUGUUUUUUGUGUGGAUAUCAGGCGCUAUUUCAAAGGGGGUGGGUGGAUUGCUGUUGAUUGAGCUUGGUACCGGUAUGUACAGUACUCUGCAGUAGGAUAGGGUUCGGUAAAGGAAACAAAAAGAAGUAUUAUGGC
Tuber aestivum (summer truffle) is the source of this 2246-nucleotide messenger RNA. The record is from the annotation of a GenBank genome assembly. NCBI's taxonomy places the organism in Eukaryota, Fungi, Ascomycota, Pezizomycetes, Pezizales, Tuberaceae.